This is a messenger RNA of Zeugodacus cucurbitae (melon fly), 2530 nucleotides long. RefSeq names its product carnitine O-acetyltransferase (gene CRAT). The coding region runs from base 382 to 2376 and encodes 664 amino acids. Gene Ontology annotation, cellular component: peroxisome. Gene Ontology annotation, molecular function: carnitine O-acetyltransferase activity. Gene Ontology annotation, biological process: carnitine metabolic process, CoA-linked. The transcript has 7 exons. The record is from RefSeq and is a predicted model, not a curated record. Lineage: Eukaryota; Metazoa; Arthropoda; Insecta; Diptera; Tephritidae.
AAGUUCAGUUGCAUUUUUUACACAGUUGCUGGAACACCUUAUGUACGUGUUCUUUUCUUUGCUAAUGAUAACAAAAGUGAAACCAUUUCGAGAGCCGGAGUAUCGGUGAUAAAAUGCAAUAACAAAUAUAAAAAAUUGUUAUGUUAACAAGUUUGCUUGUUGAUACUCAGUGUGCCAACAAGUAUUGCUAGUGGUAAAGCAACUUGAAGCAGUUUGAGUUGCAGUCAUAAACUAGUUUCGAAAUUUUGACUACGUGGUUCGUUGGUUUAAUUAAAAGCGUUAGCUCUUUCAUUACUUAUCUUAAAACGAAUUAAAAUUGUUUUAACUAAUUUUAGUGUUUUGCUAAUCUAAACACAAUAAUCUUAUAAUAUAGCUGUGAUUAUGCACAAAGGGCAAAGCUUGCAAAGCUAUACAGACUUUGAACAACACAAUAACGCUGAUCAAAGUAACGCAAUGCAGUUUGUAACACGACGUGCCGUCUUCAAUUUGACCAAAAACGCACUACAAACGUCGUUGAAGGCAGGCUUACCCACCGCAAACGUUGCCGCUCAACAAAAUGUGCUUGAUAAACGUUUUAUUGCCACAACUGAUGGUCCACAGAAACAAAAUUUACUACGUUAUCCAGCAUUUCCGCUGAAAGAUACUUUGGAUAAGUUCUUGAAAACUGUCGAACCGCUUUUAAACGCCUGUGAGUUGGUCGAAACGAAGGAAGCCAUUAAAAAGUUCCAAGCUGGUGAAGGCGCUGAAUUGCAAGCGCUCUUAGAGAAGGCCGCUGCAUGUGAAACAAAUUGGUUAGCGCGCCGCUGGUUGCAAACAGCUUAUCUACAAUAUCGUGACCCAGUCACCGUCUACGUCAGUCCAGGCAUGUCUUUUCCACGACAAAAAUUCGAAAACGAAGAUGAAUUUUUAAAUUAUGCCGUCAAAGUGAUAUAUAGUUUGGCACGUUACAAGCAAAUUAUUGAUGCUGGUCAAGUGCCAAUUGUGAAGAUGGGUAAAUAUGAAUUGGAUAAUUCGCAAUUUAGCAAAGUUUACGGUACCUGCCGUAUACCACAAAAGGGAGAAGACACAUUGGAAUACAAUCCAAAGUCGACACAUGUGGUGGUGUUAUAUAAAAAUCAUUUUUACAAACUGCCAAUCUACAACAAUAAAGGCGUGGUACUACAUACCGAUGUGUUGCUGGCGCAAAUUAAAAAAAUUAUUGCCACUGAAAAGAAAAAAGGCAUCGAAUUUGGCAUAUUAACAACGGAUAAUCGUGAUAAUUGGGCGCAGGCUUAUGAGGAACUGAUAAAAAUCGAAGGUAAUAAGGAGCAUGUCAAAACUAUACAAAGUGCCUUAUUUACGGUAUCGCUGGAUGAGUGUUUUGACGUUAAAGAUGAUCAGUUUUUCAAUGAGCUAAGUGGCCAACUAAUACAUGGCGGUGGAUCUAACGCAAAUAGCGCCAAUCGUUGGAUGGAUAAAACUAUACAAUUGAUACUAAAUCGCAAUGGUAUAAGUGGCUUUUGUUAUGAGCAUUCACCAGCUGAAGGGCAACCAAUUGCCAAUAUCACUGAUUAUGUAUCGCAAAAUUUAUGCAAUGAUAAGCACUAUGAAGGCAGCGCCCGUGAUAACUAUCCAUGUGCCGCGAAGCUUAAGCUGAAAAGCAACAACACUUUGAACCGUUAUAUUGAAAAAGCGAAGAAAAAUGUUAAUGAAUUGGCUGAGAAUUUGCAUGUAAAUGUUUUGCAUUUCCAAGACUACGGCAAAGGUUUCCUGAAGCAGCAAAAACUAAGCCCUGACAGCUACAUACAAAUCGCCUUGCAAUAUGCCUACUACAAGCUACAUAAAGUGCCCGCUGCGCAAUAUGAGUCCGCACAUUUGCGUAUUUACAUAAAUGGACGCACCGAGACUAUACGUUCGUGCUCCAACGAAUCGGUAGCGUUUGCCAAAGCCAUGCUGGACGAAUGCGUCGAUGAUAAGAAACGUGUCGAGCUGUUGCGUGCCGCUAUUAACAGUCAUCGUGCUUACACAACGAAUGCGUUGCAGGGUAAAGGUGUUGACCGGCAUUUGUUGGGCUUGAAACUGAUGGCCAUUGAGAAUAAGAAACCAGUGCCGGAAUUCUUCAAGUCACCCGGUUAUGUGAAGAGCUUAAUCUUUCGCGUGUCGACAUCACAAGUGGCCACACCUAAUUUGGGUUUUAUGUCUUACGGCCCGGCUGUGGACGAUGGUUAUGCCUGCUGUUAUAAUCCACGUGAGAAUGAUAUGAUUUUGGCAUGCACAUGUUGGCGUAACAAUCAUACUACCGAUGUGGAUACAUUCACGUGUGUGCUGCGCGAAGUAUUGCUCGAAAUGCAAAAAUUAUUGGUAGGCCAAGGAUCUGCACCGGCUUCGAAAUUGUGAACUGUAAUCACAGCAAUUUGGUUUUGAGCGUAUACUCGGCGCGCUCAGUUAUUUUGUUAUACUGAAUUUAAGUGCCUUCAAGUUUACUAAAAAUUUAUUAUUAUACUUUUUUAUUUCAAUAAAAUAAUCACAAUGGAACUUUUGUUAAAAAGAA